AUGGCCACAUACGCCCAAUUUAAGCAUGUAGAGCUCUACAAAAUCGGUCAUGGAAAAAAUAGAGUUCCUAACGCCCCGAAGAGCUGCAUCGCUGAGAUCUUCAGCUCGGACUCGCCUGACAACAGCCCAGUGAAAAACGGAUCGACGCGCCCCCGCGUCGUUCGUGACACCCCAACCCGCCCACGCGACACACACUCCAGGCUUUUUGGACAGGCAACCACCACUUCCGUAUCUCCCAUGGUAACAGACACCAUUCGCAGCCAUAUCCAGUUCGGAGACGCGGAGAUGAAUGGCAGCCCUUCCCACUCGCCCUCCAAGAUGGUGAACGGCAGCGCUACUUCGACACCCAGCCGAGCAUCGUACACGCCACCGAAGAGGAACCCGGUGACUGGCGAUGGGAUUGCAGUGCUGCCGCCGCGACGUCGCCACCCUGCUGCCAGCCUGCGAGGUGCUGACGAACACGACCAUCCUGACCUAGACUUCCUCAACCCCCAGCCAACUCAUCGUUAUUUUACGCGGCAUUGGCCACCAAAACCCGCACAGUACUACGUUGAUUCAACCACUAAACCUAGACUCACGUGUCAUCAGUCCCCCCAUGUUUUAUUGGGUCUAAAAACCGACGACCCUUUUAAAAUUCAUCCUGAUAUAGACCCUAAUUCACUAUCUUCUCGUCCAAUACUCGACCGGCAUUGGCCUCCUUUUCCAGCCCAACAUUACCUGGAACCAAAUCAGAGUCAUCAUAUUCCCUACCGUCCAUUACCUCCGUGCGCUUUCGUCGGUAUGACAUCAGCUCUAGGAGAAAAACCUCAACCUGAUUACAAGUACGAUCCAGUACCAACCUUAGACGGGCCCAUAGAUCCAUAUAUGGUAGCGAAUACUAAUCCGCCACUAAGUCUCUUUAAGUAUGAAACAGACGGCCCUAUACCUGAUUGCACUUUACUUGACACACCUAAAGCUCCGGGUCCCUUUACUUUAACUGGUUUCCCUCCUAUAUUCCCUAAGCACGUGCCCGGAUAUCUAUUUAAACUAAAUCGGCACGCAGAGGACUUCAAACCUAAGACGUAUUAUGUAGACUAUGUUCGCCAAAGAGAAUUGGAAGGCAACCCCAUCACCGGUGAUGGAUACAAGUCGCUGAACGGCCAGAUCAACAUGGUAACGUCAGUAAACGGUAGCAGCAACAUCCUCCACAACCGCGUACCGCCCGGUGGUUACUCCUCGGGCCUCUGGUAG
This is a messenger RNA of Parnassius apollo (apollo), 1230 nucleotides long. NCBI's taxonomy places the organism in Eukaryota, Metazoa, Arthropoda, Insecta, Lepidoptera, Papilionidae. The record is from the annotation of a GenBank genome assembly.